This is a messenger RNA of Beta vulgaris subsp. vulgaris (sugar beet), 1966 nucleotides long. RefSeq names its product arogenate dehydratase 1. The record is from RefSeq and is a predicted model, not a curated record. Lineage: Eukaryota; Viridiplantae; Streptophyta; Magnoliopsida; Caryophyllales; Amaranthaceae. Gene Ontology annotation, biological process: L-phenylalanine biosynthetic process. Gene Ontology annotation, cellular component: chloroplast; cytoplasm. Gene Ontology annotation, molecular function: arogenate dehydratase activity; prephenate dehydratase activity. Bases 250 to 1557 code for a protein of 435 amino acids. The transcript is spliced from 2 exons.
ACCACACAACACGCACACACAUACACCCAUUCUCUCCAUUUCUCUUCUCUUGUAUAUAAACCCUUCCUCCCCCCUCCUUUACCCUCAGCUUGCAGUUCCUUUUUUUAGCGAACUUCAAGCAUAACAAUAACACAUUAAAAAAAAAAAAGACACCCAAAAAAAAAAGAAAACAUUUUCAUUCACAUUCUCCAAUUUUUCCUCUUAGUAAUAACUCUUGUUUAAAACAAUUUUAAAAAAACAAAACCAAAAAUGCAGGCGUUAUCUCCGUCACCAACUACCACCACACCAAACCCACUCCGAACUCGGCAAACAAACACCACCAAACUCACCUUCCACCCGAGUCAACUCACUAUCCGAUGUUCCUCCACCUUCCCUCGAAACGGUGCCGUUUCAGGCUCACGUGCCGAUUGGCAAAGCACGUGCGCCAUCCUCUCUUCCAAAGUAAUCUCCUCUCAAGAAAACCCAAACUCAGAUUCAUAUCCAAAUUCCACCACCGUAAACGGUCAUAAAACCCUAAGUCUCCUCCCAAUCUCCACCACAUCAACCACCACAACAACGACACCAACCACCACAAACAACAACAAUCUCCCUAAACCACUUUCUCUCUCCACCGAUCUCUCACCUGCUCCGAUGCACGGCUCCACUCUUCGCGUAGCCUAUCAAGGUGUACCUGGUGCUUAUUCCGAAGCAGCUGCGGGUAAAGCCUACCCUGGAUGCGAAGCAAUUCCAUGUGAUCAAUUUGAAGUUGCUUUUCAAGCUGUUGAACUUUGGAUUGCUGAUAGAGCUGUUUUACCUGUUGAGAAUUCUUUAGGUGGUUCUAUUCAUAGGAAUUAUGAUCUUUUACUUCGUCAUCGACUUCAUAUUGUUGGAGAAGUUCAAUUACCUGUUCAUCAUUGUUUGCUUGCUUUGCCUGGUGUUAGAAAAGAAUAUUUAUCUCGUGUUAUUUCUCAUCCUCAAGCUUUGGCUCAGUGUGAACAUACCUUAACUAAGUUGGGAUUGAAUGUUACUAGAGAAGCUGUUGAUGAUACUGCUGGUGCUGCUGAAUAUGUUGCUACUAAUGGUUUGAGGGAUACUGCUGCUAUUGCUUCCUCACGCGCCGCUGAUUUGUAUGGCUUACAGAUAUUGGCAGAUGGAAUACAAGAUGACUCCGGAAAUGUGACCCGGUUCGUUAUGUUAGCCCGGGAGCCAAUUAUUCCUCGGACCGACCGGCCUUUCAAGACAAGCAUUGUAUUUGCAACCCAUGACAAUGGGGAAGGCAAGGGAACCUCAUCCUUGUUUAAGGUUCUCUCCGCAUUUGCCUUCAGGAACAUUAGCCUUACAAAGAUCGAGAGCCGCCCCCAUCGCCACCGGCCUAUUAGGCUCGUCGAUGAUGCCAAUGUGGGUACCGCUAAGCAUUUUGAGUACAUGUUUUACGUCGACUUUGAGGCUUCUAUGGCUGAGCCUAGAGCUCAAAAUGCACUUGCUGAAGUUCAAGAGUUUACAUCUUUCUUAAGGGUUUUGGGAAGCUAUCCCAUGGACAUGUCGCCUUGGUCCCCGUCACGUUCCGAAGAUCAAUAACAAUUUUUUUUUUACAAAACAAAUAAUUAGUGUUUUCAUGUUCAUAUUUUUUCAUCCACCACAAGAUGGGAGAGGAUGGGAGAAUUAUGUAAGAAAAGAGAGAAAAUGUUUCUUUUGUUAAUUUUGUCCUUUGAAAGACAACAUGAUUUAUUUAUUUAGAUAUAAAUAGAUUAUUAGAAUUGUUGAUAUUUUAUUUUUAAGAUUAUUUAAAUUCCUUAAGGAUGGAAAAAGAAAGGAGGUCGAUUAGUGGUGGUCCUGUUGGACCAGCUGAGGUGAUAUAUGAUGGUGGAAAAUGGUUGGUGAGAAAUGUAUAUGUAGAAAUGAUAGUGAUUAUGAUCACGAUGUAUCACGUUCUUUUCAAAAAAUUGUUUAUUACUCUUUUUAUCAAAGUAUCAAAUCUGUGAAUAUA